AUGGGUUUAGACACACAGAGCACACCACCAUCAAUUGUAUCAGAAAAGGAAUCACUAUCAGCUCCAAUCAAGAAUCUUCUUUCGGAAUUGGGCGGCCAGAAAGCGUGUGGUGUAGAUGAAAUUAACCUCUUACCAGCUAGAUUCCCGCAAAGUCAUACAGAUGUCCCUGCGUCCCAAACCUUGAAAGCAAAGCCAGUAUCAGUGAUACCAGGCGCCUCGAGCGAUUUCAAGGUUCCGGACCUGGCUGGCGAAGAUGAAAUUAGGAUACCAGAGGCAACAGGACAUUUUCCCGGGGGGGACGAUGUAUGUCACAAAAUAGGUCUAGUCUCACCAAAGACUCGGGAAGUUAGAGGAAGCCUUUACCUCCAAGAGAGACCCUACAAUUAUCCAAUCUCACCACUAUUACUUCCCACAGUCACAGGUGGAGGUACCGACGGUAUGGGCAACUUCAGUGAUAGCGGACUCGGAGUAUCCGCGAAAAUCCUUUCGGACCAUGAACCUAAUUGGUAUCUGCCUGAGGGUUCUCAACUAAUCCUCCAUCCAACGGAGCUGGUGCCCGAGGGAGUGUUAUCGUCGCUAGGGCUAGAAGAGGUUAAAAAUCCUCCUGAGAGCGAAGAGAGGUGGAAUGAAUACACCGCAUCAGUAAUACUCCGCACACCAAAGAAAGAAUGGAUGAUCGAGGGGAUCGAGAUUUGGGGUAACAGCUUGUAUGAUGCAUCAGUGAAAAAGACUUCAGAUCAGGAACUUUAUAGAUGUGGACAUGAGAUGCCCAUCCACAGCCCCCCUCGGAAUAAGGGAGCCGACAAGGAUAUUGUGGACGUGGAACUUCGCGGCGAGUAUGGACCCAACAUACCGGAAACAAAUGAAAUUCCGAUCUCGACUUCAACAAGGGUAGAGGAAAGUACAGUGGGCCUUGAUUGUGAGGGAAUAUCAGGCAUUCAUUCAAGCUCAACAGGUUUACCGCAAACCACAGGUACAGAACAGAUAACUGAUGCUGUGGAAAGCUGCGGUGGUGGCCGAACCACCAUACCUGCGGGAAUAACCUCAAGCGACAGCAUGACUAAUGAAUAUCAAGAUUCAGGACUCUCCAGAGAAGGUGGUGCAGUAUCACCGCAUAUCUCUCUGAAUAAUUCAGAGGAGCUUAGCAUCGAAUCUCUGCUAAAAACACUGCUUGAGAAGGAGUUGAGAAAAUACGCCCGCGCAGAGGUAUCGAGUGCUGGUACAUUGUUGACCGAAUCAGCCAAUCAAGUAGAAAGCUCUACUCUUAAAGAAGAACCUAACAGCCAUAACCGAUGUGAGAAUAUCGUAGGUGGGACGGUUUUGUGCCGCGGGGAUCAUGAUGAGCUUUUUUUGCCGUUGGAAGAGUCAGAAAACCGAUUAGAAAGCUCAGGGUCUGAGGAACAAGCCCAGCCAGUCGAAAAUAUCGUAGGCGGGACGCUGUGGUAUAGAGGCCAUGACCACGAGCCACCCACUCUACUGGAAAACCAAGUCAGCCCAGUACAAAGCUAUCCCCAUCAUAAAGGGCCUAAAAGGUUUGCGAAUAUCUUAGACACUUUUUCGUACCGGUCAGAGUUAUUGCUCCGCGGAUUGGGCAACUACGAUAACGUUCAACUCUAUCAAAAAAAUGUCGAUUCUCCUCCAUCCGGCUCGCAAGGCGAAGGACCGAUAGAAACCCCUCAGGUAGAUGGGGCAGAUAAUGAUUCAAGGGAGAAAUACCCACCCGCUUCUACGGACGGAAACUCCGCAACGGAGCCAACUGAUGAAGAGGGGAGUGAAUUUCCAGGUAUCUUGAUGCCCUCUUCCGGAGCACCCGGGGAAAACUCAUCGAUACCAUCGGAUUCCUCUUCAUGUGAUUCGGCCGAAGAGGAUGUUCCUCCUCCUAUGCCGCUGUAUUCAGACGAAGUACUGAAUGAAUACCUUAAGGAGAUGGACGAAAUAUAUGAGAAUAUAAAGGUUAACGACCGUCUUUUGAAAUCCUUGGUAAGACAGGUGUUUGAUGGCGAGCUCACCAUGUCGAGGUUUCGCGAGAAUGCGUAUGUAAGUAAAGGUGCCAAAAGGGUCUAUGCAUCACUGGAGGAAAACAGUGCCGAUGUGAAGGCUCUAUUGGCUCUCCUUGAGACCAAACUGGCAGUAUUCACUGAGAAGCAACAAUGCUUGGUAAAGCUGAUUGUAGGUGAGAUAAAUCCUCAUACCGGCGGAUUUUGGACCAACCACACAAGGCUUGAUGUACCCGGAGUGCCGAUUGAUAAUCCGAGGCUCCCAAAACAACCUUAUUACGGAUGA
Morchella sextelata is the source of this 2283-nucleotide messenger RNA. RefSeq lists its product as uncharacterized. The transcript is spliced from 3 exons. Lineage: Eukaryota; Fungi; Ascomycota; Pezizomycetes; Pezizales; Morchellaceae. The coding region runs from base 1 to 2283 and encodes 760 amino acids. The record is from RefSeq and is a predicted model, not a curated record.